Dromaius novaehollandiae (emu) is the source of this 3235-nucleotide messenger RNA. RefSeq names its product ependymin related 1 (gene EPDR1). The coding region runs from base 34 to 771 and encodes 245 amino acids. Lineage: Eukaryota; Metazoa; Chordata; Aves; Casuariiformes; Dromaiidae. Gene Ontology annotation, cellular component: lysosome; extracellular region. The transcript is spliced from 3 exons. Gene Ontology annotation, molecular function: calcium ion binding. The record is from RefSeq and is a predicted model, not a curated record. Gene Ontology annotation, biological process: cell-matrix adhesion.
AGGAAGGAAAAAAAAUCCCCGGGUAAAUAGGUGAUGCGGGUUUGGAGGCGGGCCGCCCCCCCCCGCCUCCGGCGCGGCCACCGCGGCCCGCCUGCGCGGCGCUGCGCGGGGCGGCAGUGCGCGGCGCGGAGCAUGGCGCGGGCGGCGAGUGGCCUGCGGCGGCUGCUGCUGGGGCUGGUGCUGGGCGGCCUCCUGCUGCGCGGCGGCGGGGCGGCGGCACUGCCGUGCCAGGCGCCGCGGCAGUGGGAAGGGCGCACCGUAUACUACGAGCACGGCACGGGCCGCAACACGCGGGCGGCGGUGUCCUACGACGGCCCCAACCAGCGCCUCCGCAUCCUGGAGGAGAGGAAGGCGCUCAUCCCUUGCAAAAAAUUCUUUGAGUAUAUAUUGCUCUAUAAAGAUGCAGUGAUGUUUCAGAUUGAACAAGUUACAAAGCUUUGCUCAAAGAUUCCUCUGACUGAGCCAUGGGAUCCAUAUGAUAUCCCUGCCAAUUCAACUUAUGAAGAUCAGUACUACGUCGGGGGACCUGGAGAUGAAAUUAUGGUACAGGAAUGGUCUGACAGAAAACCAGCCAGGAAAUUGGAGUCCUGGGUCGGUGUUUACACAGUCAAAGACUGUUACCCAGUACAGGAGACCUACACAAGGAACUACAGCGUUACAACCUCCACUCGCUUUUUUGAUCUACAGCUGGGUAUUGCCGACCCUUCUGUGUUUACCCCACCCAGCACCUGCCAGACAGCCCAGCUGAGAAAGAUGAAAGAUGAAUGCUGAUUAUGGACACUGGCUGCCCCAGGCAGAUAAAUAAUACCUAGGAGGAUGAUUAUUAAUAGUCAACUGUUGACAUCUAACCUGAUUUUUCAAGCUGCUUGUUGCACUUUUGGGAAUUGUAAGUUUUCCCUUAAGGAGAACAUAAAUAUUUAACUGAGUAAGAUAUGUAACAGAAGGUCUUUUUCAUCACAUUAGUUUGUUCAAUGAUGCACUUGCAGUAUUAUAUUGUUACUGUGAAGAUAAUAUUUAUAGAUACUAUUUAUAUUAGCUAUGGGUGAUUUUCUUUUUGUAAAGAUUUUAUUAUUUAUUUUUUCGAGAAUACAAAACAUAAGCAGCCUGUUAUGGUGGUAAUAUGAUGAAGAAAAAGCUAGAAUUUGUUGUUGUCAUUACUUCUGGAGAGAUGAGAGGAAGGGAAAUAUGUCCUGGGUAAGACCUAAUCCCCAACCAGAAAAUAGCCCAUUUUAAAAAAAUUCAUCAAAAGUAUGGAAAUUCCUUCUCUAGUGGCUUUGCUUGCUUGCUUGCUUGCUUACUGCUCUUCAGAAAGCUGAUAGUCCAGUGCUUUGGUUGAUGUGUUUCUUUCUGCUAAGGAAUGGGAGUAACUCUGUUCAUAUAACACUAGCUGAUAUGCAAAAAUGCAAAAAUACUUUUUUUUUUUCCUGAGGAGAAUGGUGUGAAAGGAAGGAAAGCAGGGAGAAAGACACCCCAAAAAAGUAAGCCAAAGUUUUCUUAUAUUUAUUACACCUUUGGUGAAGUUUUCCAGCAGGGUUGAUGAGACAUUUCUCGAUUUUAUUUUACUUUAGCACUCACUUUUCAAGGCAAUACUAGGUUUAACCUAUGCAAAGACAUUAUGAGGUACUGCACUCUAAGUUGCUUUAAUAUUCUGCACCUAUUUUCAGAAGUCUUUCCUUUUUCAAAGAGUAUGAAACACCUUUAUAAUUUCAGGUAGAAGUAAAAAUCACCUGUUCUUAGUACCUUAUUAAUAAAGGCUAUAUCAGCACUCAGAUGGUGCCUUGCAAUACAGGUGGAGUGAAAGACAACUGUGUGAGGGGCAGGGAUGAGGUGGGAGGAGGAAAUAGUGAGAAAAAGAGGUGUUUUGGUUGCCUUCUGUAUGACUGCAAGGCACUGCAAUCUAAGCAGAAAGGACAAUCUUGCUUUCUUUUGCCCCCACUCCAUUGAUGCCUGCUAUAUUUGCUGUUCAGUCAGCACUUCAAACCUUAUUUUCUGCACCUCCUUUUCUGGUGGGCAGAAUGAAUGUUUCCUUAAAGGAACUAAACAAAUAACUAAAAAAAAAAAAAAAAGUGCAGGAAGUACACAUCUUUGCUUUAGAAAAUUCAAACCAAAUCUGCAUGCACCUUCAGGCCCUUGAGAGUGUGGAAUGGUAACAGGUUUUGCACUUCUAUCAAAUUAAAUUAAUUGGCUUAUUCUGUAAGUCUAUGCAUGCAUUUAAUGUAUUAUUUGCAGAUUUUUUUAGAGACUGAUUCUUAUUCUUUUACACGUGUUGAGUAGUUGCUCGAGAAGUUGUCUAGCUGAAAACAGUGCAACAUGGAGGAGUUUGGUGUGUUUUUGGGCACAGAUGUCAAGUUCUGUUGCUUCCCCAGUGGAUGCUGAGCUCCUCCUCACAGAUAGAUUUCUUUUCUAGGACGUCUAGUGAGGAAAAAUGGUCCAAUUUGACAGUGAUAGGAAGUCUUACAUAAACAGGAUACAUAAUUUACUGGCCAAUAGUACCAUAUCUAACAAAAACCAAAGGCCUGAACCAUCUGUGGAAGACAGUGGAGCUGGGUAGGCUUUUAAUGGUCUGCAUUGUCUUAGCUUUUUGUACUUAAGCAAGUGGUAUAAUGGGUAUUUUCCUUUCAUGGUUGUAGUCAGAAUGGCAUUUUAGUUAGCCUCGUGCUUAAUGAAAACAUAUACAUAUACCUGCUGAAAUUUAAGUAAUUCAUUAAAAAUAUUAUAUCAGACAUGACCAUUUCACUGAAAUGUGCUAGUGGAAAAAUAGAUUGGGUUUCCUCAAAUUUAGAAUGCAUUUAGUCUGUACUUGCCUUCUGUAUUUUUGUGACAGCCUAAAAGCUAACUGCAUAUUGUUCUCAUUACGGCAAUGAUUAACAUGCAUUUCUUAAUAUCUGUUUCUUCUUGUAAUCUGGAAAAUAUAAUAAUCUGGCUAGCAAACAUGGAGCUAUGGUACCAUAUCGUUUGGGAUGACUUUGUUGUGGUAGAGCAGAUAGCUGUAUAAUCAGAGUGCAUGUAUUAAGUUUUGCUGACAAUGAUAUCAUUUCUAGCAAUAAAAUUAAAUGUUCCUUUUAAUAUGAACUUGCAAGACUCUGUAACACAGAAGUGCUUUAAAAAUGUUGCAGUGACAUCCGGGGCAAUUUUAUAUGGCUAAAUAUGUACCUUUAAAACAAUGCUAUUGUCUUUGUAUUUAUGCUGUGCAAAUUCAAUAAAGAGAGUUGUCCAAGAAAGGGCAAACAACAAA